Molecule: messenger RNA, 830 nt
Organism: Erpetoichthys calabaricus (reedfish)
Lineage: Eukaryota; Metazoa; Chordata; Cladistia; Polypteriformes; Polypteridae
Product: C-X-C motif chemokine 11-1-like
Exons: 4
Coding region: 57-338 (93 amino acids)
Biological process (GO): antimicrobial humoral immune response mediated by antimicrobial peptide; cellular response to lipopolysaccharide; inflammatory response
Cellular component (GO): extracellular region
Molecular function (GO): CXCR chemokine receptor binding; chemokine activity
Source: RefSeq, a predicted model, not a curated record
CUUGACGUUAAUCUUCAAAUCAAAUUUCUUUUGGAGAAGUUGGUGUCUCUGUCACAAUGAUCUGCAUGGCGUUUCUUUUCCUUGCUUUCCUUUUGCACCCUACCACUGAAGGAUCCCCCCUUCCCGCAAGGGUGCGCUGCAGCUGCAUUGGAAGCGGGGUUGACUUCGUUCCUCCAGCUCGAAUUGAGAAGAUUGAAAUAUUUCCAUCCUCUGCAGUUUGUUCACAACUUGAAAUUAUUGUUACCCUGAAGGAUACAACACAGAGGUGCAUGAAUCCAAAAUCCAGAUUUACUCAAAAUAUAAUCAACAAAGCAAAGAAAGAAAGAUCUUCACAUUAAGAAUCUCACAUCUGCUGAUAAAGAAAGAAGGCUCAACCACAAAGAGGAAAUUUGGCAAACCUACUCUGACCUGAAGCGAAUUUAGUAAAACCAAAAGUUUUUGGCUAAAAGUCAUUAUUGUCAGUAAACAAAUCUUGAUUAUUUGGAUUGAUUAAUUAUUAAGUUAUUCUCUGCAAGAAAAAUAAAUUACAAUAAUAUUUAUGGUAAAAAAACAAGUUCCAAUUUACUGAUGACAGUAAUUUAUUUUGAGAGUAAAAUUUCUCAAGUAUCAUCACAAAGGUUUCUUUAAGUGCAGAUGCGACUGUAAUGUUUGAACUUGUAAAGAUUUAUUGUGUUCAUUUUGAAAAUUUGCAUUUUGGCAAAUUCUUUAAGGGAAGUUUUGUGCAGAAUGGAUUAUAAAAUAAUUUUUUUUGUAAAUACUGUAAUAUAUCCUUUGUAAAUUUCUGCAAAUUUUAUUGUCAAAGAAUAAAUAAAAAUAUAAUUAUAGUGCAA